AUGCGCGCCCCAUCCCCGCUCGUCCUUCGGAGCUUGGGCUCGCGAGUUGCUCCACGGAGUCUACCGCGCUUUUCCCGAUCAACGUAUCUUACUCGACUGUCGUGCCGGACAAUUGCCAACUAUACGCACCCCCACCAUGCCUCGGCACUCUCCGUCCUUCCCACAGCGGUGGACACUUCGGCCCCCGAAUUCAGGGAGAACAGCCAGCAGAUGCAGGAGUUGCUGGACCGAAUGAGCAGUCUGCAUGCAAAGAUUGCACAGGGCGGGUCCCAAAAAUCUCGCGACAAGCAUGUCUCCCGCGGCAAGAUGCUUCCGCGAGACCGCAUCUCUGCGCUGAUCGACCCGGGCACCUCGUUCCUCGAGCUGUCGCCGCUCGCGGGCCAUGACAUGUACGAAGACGAGGACGUACCGGCCGGUGGUAUUAUCACUGGGGUUGGUACCGUCGAGGGCGUCAACUGCAUGAUUGUGGCCAAUGACAGCACCGUCAAAGGCGGCACCUACUUCCCGAUUACCGUGAAGAAACACCUGCGUGCGCAGGCAGUCGCCCAAGAGAACCGCCUGCCCUGUAUUUACCUGGUCGACUCGGGUGGUGCCAACUUGCCGCACCAGGCGGACGUGUUCCCGGACCGCGACCACUUCGGGCGUAUAUUCUACAACCAGGCGCGUAUGAGCUCCCUGGGUAUCCCGCAGCUAUCCGUCGUCAUGGGGCCUUGCACCGCGGGUGGCGCCUACGUGCCCGCCAUGAGUGAUGAAACCAUCAUCGUCGAGAACCAGGGCACUAUCUUCCUCGCGGGUCCGCCGCUCGUCAAAGCCGCCACGGGCGAGGUCGUCUCUGCCGAGGAUCUGGGUGGCGGCCAGCUGCACUCGUCCAUCUCCGGCGUAACAGACUAUCUCGCCGUAGACGACGCCCACGCCCUCGUCCUGGCCCGCCGCUCCGUCGCCAACUUAAACUACCCAGCCACACAGGGCCCACUCCAGCUAGAGGGCGUCGAGAUCCGCGAACCCUUAUAUGAUCCAGCCGAGCUGAACGGGAUCGUGGGCACCAACCUCCGCCGCCAGAUCCCCGCGCAUGAGGUCAUUGCGCGCAUUGUCGAUGGCAGCGAGUUUGCCGAGUUCAAGCGCGACUACGGCUCAACCCUGGUAACGGGCUUUGCGCACAUCCACGGCCACCGCGUCGGCAUCGUCGCCAACAACGGGAUCCUCUUCUCCGAGUCCUCGCUCAAGGGCGCCCAUUUCAUUGAGCUCUGCGCGCAGCGCCGCAUCCCGUUGGUCUUCCUGCAGAAUAUCUCUGGGUUCAUGGUCGGCGCCGACGCCGAGAAGGGCGGCAUUGCUAAGAACGGCGCGAAGCUCGUCACGGCUGUUGCGUGCGCUGAUGUUCCCAAGUUUACGGUUGUGUUUGGAUCGAGUGCCGGUGCGGGUAACUAUGGGAUGUGUGGCCGCGCUUACUCUCCCCGCUUGCUCUUCAUGUGGCCCAACGCCAAAAUCGGCGUCAUGGGCUCCGAACAGCUCUCUGCCGUGAUGGAAGCCGUCGGCCGCUCCGCCGACCCGGCCUUGAAGGCGCGCAUUGACCACGAAUCCGAAGCCAUCUUCUCCUCGGCCCGUCUCUGGGAUGACGGGGUGAUUCUGCCCGCGCAGACGAGGAACAUGCUGGGUUUGGGGCUGGCUGCUGCUGUCGGCGGCAAGGCGGAGCCGGAUAUACAGACCAAGUUUGGGGUGUUCCGUAUGUAA
Molecule: messenger RNA, 1728 nt
Organism: Penicillium alfredii
Lineage: Eukaryota; Fungi; Ascomycota; Eurotiomycetes; Eurotiales; Aspergillaceae
Product: putative 3-methylcrotonyl-CoA carboxylase, beta subunit (MccB)
Exons: 2
Coding region: 1-1728 (575 amino acids)
Biological process (GO): L-leucine catabolic process
Cellular component (GO): mitochondrion; methylcrotonoyl-CoA carboxylase complex
Molecular function (GO): methylcrotonoyl-CoA carboxylase activity
Source: RefSeq, a predicted model, not a curated record